AAAAUCCAAGAGUAUACCACAGUAGUACAAACAUUCCAUCCAUCUCCCAGAGUCCCAAACUCAUAAUUAGCACCCAAAACCCAGACAAAAAUGUCGCCCCUCUCAAAGCCAAGAUCAGCCACAAGGACUCUCAAGCGCAUCAUAUUUCUCUCUCUCCUCCUUCCAUGUCUCCCCCAGCCUCUCCCCUCGCCUUCCCCCUCUCCCGCCCCGGCGCCACCGUCCCUGCCGCUGUCGCCGUUCAACGAGCGCCUGGACGCGGCGUACAUCGCGUUCCAGGCGUGGAAGCACGUCAUCACCGAGGACCCCAAGAACCUGACGGCUGACUGGUGCGGCCCCUUCGUGUGCAACUACACCGGCGUGUUCUGCGCCGCCGCGCCCGACGACCCGUGCAUCCUCACCGUGGCCGGCGUCGACCUCAAUCACGGACGCCUAGCCGGCGAGCUCACCGACCACCUGGGCCUCCUCGCCGACCUCGCCGUCCUCCACCUCAACUCCAACCGCUUCUGCGGCACCCUCCCGCCGUCCAUGCAGCACAUGCGCCUCCUCUUCGAGCUCGACGUCAGCAACAACCUCCUCUCCGGCGCCUUCCCCUCCUUCCUCACCUCGCUGCCGUCGCUCAAGUACCUCGACCUCCGCUUCAACGACUUCGACGGCCAGCUCCCGCCCGCUGUCUUCGGCCGGCAGCUCAGCCUCGACGCGCUCUUCGCCAACGACAACCGCUUCAACGUCUCCCUCUCCAGCGGCGGCAUCACCAACUCCACCGCCUCCGUCAUCGUCCUCGCCAACACCGCGCUCGCCGGCUGCCUCCCGCCCAGCAUCGGCGACAUGGCCGACACGCUCGUCGAGCUCGUCCUGCUCAACACCAGCAUCAGCUCCUGCAUCCCGCCGGAGAUCGGCAAGCUCAAGAAGCUCAAGGUGCUCGACCUCAGCCACAACGAAUUCGCCGGGGAGCUGCCGGACUCCAUCGGCGACAUGGAGAGCCUCGAGGUCAUCAACGUCGGAUACAACAUGCUCUCCGGCGCGGUGCCGGAGUCCGUCUGCCUGCUGCCCAACCUCAAGAACCUCACCGUCGUCGGCAACUACUUCUGCGACGAGCCCGUGUCCUGCCUCCACAUCCCGCGGCGCGACGACCGGAUGAACUGCAUCCCCGACUGGCCGCACCAGCGGUCGCACGACCAGUGCGUCGCCUUCGACCACCGCCCGCCCGUGCACUGCGCCGCCGACGGCUGCAUCCUUCCGCCGCCUAAAAGGCUAUAAUUUAAUUCCUGCGUGCCUGCGUGCGCCGUGCAUGGAAGACACUGUUCGUACCGACGACAACGGCGCGUAGCUGGUACACGACAAUUUUAAGCUACAUGGUGCGGGUCUAGGAACAGUGGAGUACCAGUCAUGAUCGCCGAACUAAUUUAGGGUCGCUCAAACACAAGUUUAUUCGUGUCGUUGGUUUGUGCGUGUGUUUGGUGGGUAAAAGGCGACCAAGAGGGAAUAUUGCAUUACAAGCGUGUUGUAUCGUAGGGCCUUUGGUUUCUUCUUUUUUCUUAGCUUUAUCUUACUUGGACAGAAAUGCCACAACUAAUGUAGAUCAAAACAAGUGUGACAUAAAGAUUUCAACAAUAAAGCAAGUUCUUUU
This is a messenger RNA of Lolium perenne, 1627 nucleotides long. RefSeq names its product leucine-rich repeat extensin-like protein 4. Lineage: Eukaryota; Viridiplantae; Streptophyta; Magnoliopsida; Poales; Poaceae. Gene Ontology annotation, molecular function: protein binding. The record is from RefSeq and is a predicted model, not a curated record.